Molecule: messenger RNA, 1272 nt
Organism: Scomber japonicus (chub mackerel)
Lineage: Eukaryota; Metazoa; Chordata; Actinopteri; Scombriformes; Scombridae
Product: keratin, type I cytoskeletal 17-like
Exons: 7
Coding region: 1-1272 (423 amino acids)
Molecular function (GO): structural molecule activity
Source: RefSeq, a predicted model, not a curated record
AUGACCGCCGUACUCCGCUCCGGAUCCUCCAUGUCUCUGUCCUCUUUGCCCAUGGGAUCAAGGCGAUCUUCGAGCGUCUAUGGCGGGGCUGGUGGUAGAAGCGUCCGGGUGUCCCACGUCUCCAAUGGCUUCGGCGCCGGAUUUGACCUGUCGAGCGCGCUCGGAGGAGGCUCAGGAGGUAACAGCUUGGUCGUGUCAGGCAGCGAGAAAGUGACCAUGCAGAACCUCAACGAUCGUCUUUCAUCUUACCUGGAUAAGGUGCGCUCUCUGGAGUCCGCCAACACGAAACUGGAGCUUCAAAUCCGCCAGUGGUACGAGAGUCAGACCCCGACUGUCUGGGACUACAGCAAGUAUGAGGCGAUCGUUCAAGACCUGCGCAACAAGAUCAGUCUUGCUACACAGGACAAUGCCAGGCUAUUGCUGCAGAUUGACAACGCCAGACUGGCAGGAGAGGACUUCAGAAUCAAGUUUGAGAAUGAGCUGGCAGUGCGCAUGUCAGUGGAGACUGACAUUGCCGGACUGCGUAAGAUCCUGGAUGAGCUGACCCUGACCCGGUCUGAACUGGAGAUGCAGGUGGAGGGCCUGAAGGAAGAGAUGGUCUAUCUGAAGAAGAACCAUGCUGAGGAGAUUUGUGCUUUGCGAAACCAAAUUUCUUCAAGCUCUGUGAAUGUGGAGGUGGAAGGUGGACCACAGACGGACCUGACCAACAUGAUUGAUGAGAUCAGAUCUCAGUAUGAGAGCAUCAAUGAGAAGAACCGCCUUCAAAUGGAGACUUGGUACAAGGCCAAGUUUGACGAGCUGAACAAGCAGGUGGCAACCAGCACAGAGACCCUCCAGACCUCCCGCACUGAAAUCAAUGACCUCAAGAGGACCCUGCAGUCCCUGCAGAUUGAGCUGCAGUCCCAGCUCAGCCUGAAAUCUGCCUUGGAGGGCACACUCGUAGAGACAGAGUCCCGCUACAGCCUGCAGCUGAGCCAGCUCCAGGCCAUGGUCAACUCCCUGGAGUCUGAGCUCGGCCAGGUGAGAGCGGACAUUGACAGGCAGGCCAUGGAAUACAAGAUGCUCCUUGACAUCAAGACCAGGCUGGAGCUGGAGAUUGCUGAGUACAGAAGACUGCUGGAUGGAGAACUAAGAUUAAAUUUUGAUUUGAAUUUCUCCUCUGCAUUAGAACCGGUGAUAACCCAGAGGAGGAAGGUGGUGAUUGAAGAGCUUGUCGAUGGAAAAGUGGUGUCUCGCACAGAGGAUGUGGACACAUCAAUCGUCAGCCCAUAG